AAAAAAAAGAAAAUAACAUGUGCUAAUGUCAUACACCCUGAGUGCUUUUUCAUAUCUUCAGUGUGUUUCAUCCACACAGCCACCUUAGGAAUGAAGGAAGUUAGGAUAUCCCUGUAAGUGAGAACAUAGAACCUUAGAUAAGUUAUGCGGCUUGACCUCAGGUUGUGCAGGAUUCAGAUGGCAGGAGAGGCACUGAGUCAAGUUCUAGGACUGGUAUUGCAGACUGACCUCCAGGGAGAGGCCCAGAUCCGAUCUGCAGAGGUCUCCCUUCUGGCUAUCGUGGCUGCUGUUCAGGUGGUGGAGAAGAAGAUGGAACCCCAGGCUGCCUGGCUACAGAGCCUGGAGGGAUGCACACGGACAGCCGAGGAGAAGCUGGCUGACUGCGAGAAGGUGGCUGUGAAGUUUGGGAACCAACUGUUGCUCAGGCUGGAGGGCAAGUGGGCCAUGUUGGGGACUCUGCUGCAGGAGUACGGGCUGCUGCAGAGGCAGCUGGAGAACGUGCUGUGCAACAGAAACUUCUGGAUCCUGUGGCUGCCCCCAGGCAGCAAGGGGGAGGCCCCCAAGGUGCCCGUGACUCCUGAAGACACGGUCGGGUAUUUCUCAGAGCAGCAGGGUGGCGGCCUGGAGGACUCACAGAAGGAGCUCUACAAACGUGUUGUGAAGGGGAGCUGCGAGACCCUGAGCUCCCUAGGUCUGCAGAGGACAGCCCUGCCACUGCCCUUUUCCUCCCUACAGGCCGGGCCACCACCAAGCCAGAUCUUCUGGUGCCACUGGAGAAAGGACACCAGGCAGGCAGCUGCAGCCUGCCCAGUGCGGAGAGGGGCCAGAGCCUGGGCCCUGACGCAGGCCAGCUGGAAACACCCCAGGAGUUCCGGCCUGGAUCAAGCAAGAGGCAGGGGCAAGUGGGAGGAGCCAGCAGGGCCCACAGGAGACCACUGUGGCACACCUGUGCUCAGAGACCUGUCUGAGCCGCAAAGAGGAGUCUGGAGGGAGGGUCCGAGGGACACAAGCCAGCCUGGGCUGCUGGAGGGGGGCCUGGCAAGGAGGGCUGUCGGGGAAGCACCUGUGGGGGUCUGCUUCCUGACCCCAGGGAGCGAGAGGUGGCCUUCCUCCCUCCAGGCCCUCCAAGCCAGGCUGAGCCCGCUGCUAGGGGCAUGGAGCAGUGCCCACCUUGCGCCCAGUGGGGCCAGAGCUUCGGCUGGAAGGAGCUCAGCCCGCAGCAGGAAUGCGCGCAUCAUGCCCCACGGCCUUUCGCUAGUGCUCAGUGUCCCAAGAGCUUCCCGCACUGGGCCACUCCCGCCAGCCACCGCCAGGCGCAUGUGGCCCAGCGCACCUACACCGGCGCCAGAUGCAGUAAGACCUUUGUCCACCAGUCGACGCUCACACCCACUACCCCAUGCACAUCGGGGAGAAGCCCUACGAGUGCGCCGAGUGCGCCAAGGUCUUCGGCGGCCGGCGGCCUGUCGACGCUGCUGGAGCACCGGCACACACACAUCAGCGAGAAGCCCUUCCAGUGUGCGCAGUGCGACAAGCGCUUCACGCGCCUGGCCAACCUGACCGUGCACCAGAGGAUGCACUCGGGCGAGCGCGCCUUCCAGUGCGCCCAGUGCGGCAGGCGAUUUGCACAGAAGCCCGGCUUCCUGCGCCAUCUGUGCGGCCACUCGCAGGAGAAGCGCUAUCCUUGCAGCCGGUGUGGCGAGAGCUUUACCUGUCCCUCCUGGCUCAUGUGUCACCAGGACAGCCAUGCUGGUCAUGCUUCUCCACCUUGCCUGGUUUGUGAGAGGGACUCCCCGAUCGACGAGCCGCCCACGGGCCUCAGGGAUGCAGUGCGGGGGAGCGCCACUAGUGAUCCUUCUGCCGCAUUCAGAUUUGAGGGCACCGGUACAGAGCUGAGCCUCAGGAGGUGCCCUGGGGACAGGCAGCGGAGCAGUGGUGAUCAGGAAAGUGUUGCGGGGAGUCCCUUGGACAGUUCUUUUUCUCGUGUGAAGAUGGAGAAUGUGGGUAGCACCCAGAGAGCUCCCUAAAGGGGCUCUGAGGGCACAGGGGCAGUUGGUGCCCCUUAAAUCCAAGCGGCCUCUCCUGGGGGUCACUUGUUGACCAGGUCGAAGUAUUCUGGCCAUGGUCAUGGCUUCCCAAGGGAGGGCUGUUCUCCCAGGCACUGCGAUUGCCCGCGGGGCUUCUCGUCGCAGGGAGGCAUGCAGGGAGGCAGGGAUGUGGCCGGGAUAGAGGCCAGUCCCAAACACCUGAGCCUCACUGAGGGGAAGACCUGGGCUGGGAGAUGGGGUGGGCAGGAGUGGCCGGCUUUGCCUUGUUCUAUUAGGGGAGUGAUUUUCAGAGACAAAGGUUCCAGUUAGGAGAUGUGAUUACUCAGUGCUUUGAAGGGACAUCCAAGGUAUUCACCCUUAGCCAUAGCCGUUGGUUUCCUGGAUACUGACUGUGAAGAUUCUAAAGUGCUUCCUAGGGUGGGCAGUGGUGGCAGGAGGCCUUGGACGGAGUCCAGGCCAGGCCCAGCCUCCUGUUUAAUAGGCUGAGCCCAAGCAUCCCUCAGAUGUGAAUCCAAUAGCCUUGGUGAGCUGUAAAAUGUUUCAUGGAAACUUGCACUGACUUCUGCCUCCCCCUUGCCCCUAUUACCUGGGAAAGGCAGCUUUGUGGGACGUAUGUCCCAGAAGGGCCUGGGCUGGCUGUGGCCCAGUGCUCAGGACCAGCCAUCUUGGCUCUUACAGGGCACUGUCCAGUUGGUGUAGUAUUUGCCUUCAAGCCGUUAUUGGAGCAGGCAGGCAAAGGGGGCUUUCUGAGGAUCCAACCUGUGCCAGUCACUGGGAUACAAAGAAGACUGAGGCCUGGUUCCUAGCUGUGGGGCUGGGAGGGGUAUCUGACGUCAAUGGUGGCACCUGGCAGAGGACACACAGACACCAGCAGGCAGCAAGGGCUGCAGUAAAUGUUGCAGAAGCACCUAAAGGUUGAGCAGAAGGGAGGUAGGAAACCUGGACGUGGGCUGCCAGCAGCUGAGAAGCCCCCCUGAGAUCCUGGUGACCCCACCACCAUCUGAAGAUUUAGGCCAAUCACUAGGGCUUUUCAGGCAGGCCCUUAUGGUGGCUCGCCAGUUUGGGACCCUCCCAUUUUGAUACAUUAGUUCCUCCUCAGCUACUGGAGAUCUCAGCCACAACUGGGCUCUAGCUGUGACCCAGACUCUGCCAGGAUUCUCUAGAUCCUCAGCUGUCAGAUGAUCCCGUGUCCCCCUCCUCCUCCCCACUAAACCCCCAGUGCUUGACAUGAAGGCAUGUGUGCUUCCUAGGACUAGAGGCCGGUGCUGUCUCUAUCAUUGCCCUCGCUUUAAGGGCCACACGAGCAGAUGGUAGCAAGCCCUGGAGAGCAGCACGCGGGCAGUGAGGCGGCUCUGGCACUGCCCUUGGACUUCCAUGUUUGUAGCUUGAGUUGGUUUUUAUUGGAAGCUCUGUGAUUUACAUAAUCACUUACAACCUCUGUAAAUAAGGAACCAUGUAUGAGGAAUUGUAAAUUUCCUCUCUCCCCCUUCUUAUCCUGUCUGUGAUCUUGUUUGUGAUGCAGUCAUGAUAUUCCACUCUAGGUUCCCAUGAUCAGGGGUGAAAUAUAGUGAUUUUCACCUGUGCUUCCAUUCUGAAGCUCUGAAAAGAAGUACUGGAUGGACUGAAGUCCAGGACAGUGUCCCAAAGAAAGGCAGAGUCCAGGUGGGCUUGGAGGACCAAGGCCUGGAUGGGCACUGGAGGGCAGAGGCCUCAGUAUCAACGCCUGGAGGGCACAGGCCUCAGUGUCAACGCCUGGAGGGCACAGGCCUAUGUCAACACUUGGAGGGCAGAGACCUCAGUAUCAACACCUGGAGGGCAGAGACCUCAGUGUCAACGCCUGGAGGGCAGAGACCUCAGUGUCAACGCCUGGAGGGCACAGGCCUCAGUGUCAACGCCUGGAGGGCAGACGCGUCAGUGUCUGCCACUGUGCCCUGCACAUGGAAAGCCCCUAUGUUUGUGGAAUGAAUGAAUAAAAAUGUUUUCAUAAGUGA
This is a messenger RNA of Cercocebus atys (sooty mangabey), 4036 nucleotides long. RefSeq names its product zinc finger protein 282-like. Gene Ontology annotation, biological process: regulation of DNA-templated transcription. The record is from RefSeq and is a predicted model, not a curated record. Lineage: Eukaryota; Metazoa; Chordata; Mammalia; Primates; Cercopithecidae.